CGUAGCUUUUCUAUCGCGGUAGGAAUAUUGCGUGAUACGGAAACGAGGUCACGGGAAAUGGACUUCACUAUCUUUGCAUGACUUCAGAGGUUGAAACAGAGAGCAAACGCAGCCAAAACAUUGCUUCUUUAUCGGGAUCUUUCGACAGAUCGAAUCCUCUCCUCCCAGCAGUCACCAUGUCCUCCAACCAAGAUAUGCCAACAUAUGAUGAGAAUGAAUCAAAAUUUAUGAGGAAAGCGAAGGAGUCUCCGUUUGUCCCAAUAGGCAUGGCAGGAUGCGCUGCAGUGGUCGCCUUUGGUCUGUGGAGGCUCAAGUCGCGGGGAGACACAAAGAUGUCAGUCCACCUCAUCCACAUGCGUGUUGGAGCUCAAGGCUUUAUAGUAGGCGCAAUGACAUUAGGGGUGAUCUACUCUAUGUACAAACAAUACCUUGCCCCCACGGACCCAGGUAAAGACAGCAAGUGAGCCUACUAGCCAAUCAGCAAGUGACAUGACCAGAAAACACUCCAUGCCUGCCAUUUCUGCAUUCUACCCUUAGAAAUAGAAAUCAUAGAAUGGAUUAUAUCUGUCAAAAUAACAUUCCAUUCAUGGCAAGUCAUUUAUUUUGGUGAGGGUGUCAUUUAAGCUAAGCAGCAUUCUCUGGCAGUCACUUUGAAGAAGGUUAGUACAUUUCAGAGGAAGUCGAGUGGCACAUUCAUUCUGUUUCAAUCAUUACCUCAUUGCUAGACACCUGCUGUAAACCACCAGUAAAAUGCCACCUUGAAGGCGACCAGCACACCCAUAAACUCCUAUAGCCGAUCCACUCAUUGACCAUUGUCAGCCUCACCAUGUAGUGUUAUUGUUAUUAUAUAAUAAAUAAUAUUGGUUAUUUUCUAAACUCUACUUUGAAA
Molecule: messenger RNA, 889 nt
Organism: Oncorhynchus mykiss (rainbow trout)
Lineage: Eukaryota; Metazoa; Chordata; Actinopteri; Salmoniformes; Salmonidae
Gene: hig1a
Product: HIG1 domain family member 1A
Biological process (GO): mitochondrial respirasome assembly
Cellular component (GO): mitochondrion
Source: RefSeq, a predicted model, not a curated record